Cucurbita pepo subsp. pepo (vegetable marrow) is the source of this 2882-nucleotide messenger RNA. Lineage: Eukaryota; Viridiplantae; Streptophyta; Magnoliopsida; Cucurbitales; Cucurbitaceae. The record is from RefSeq and is a predicted model, not a curated record.
GAUGUUAACUUUGAGCAGUUCGAGCCUGGUAAAAUCUCUGAUCACUAGCCCUAGAACUCGUUAAUCGACGCUGAAUUUCAAGUUCCUCGAAUUCAGGAUUUCGGAGAUUGGUAAUGCGCGAGUUGAUCCGUCUCUUUGGUGGUUUUUGAGGCUGAUUCGAGUCAGUACAGAGCUGAAUUCAACAGGCUGCGGAGUCUUCUGUCUUAAUUUUGCAGCUAUAGGUUAUAUCACAGCAUAUUUUAGAAUUUUCGUCGGUUUCUUUAGCAGUUCGUUUGGUUUGGAGAUAGAAGAUGGCGCAGAGUAACUGGGAGGCAGAUAAGAUGCUCGAUGUGUACAUUUAUGAUUACUUGGUGAAGAAAAAAUUACAUGCCACGGCUAAGUCUUUCAUGAAUGAAGGAAAGGUCGCUCCAGAUCCAGUAGCAAUUGAUGCUCCUGGAGGUUUUUUGUUCGAAUGGUGGUCUGUAUUCUGGGACAUAUUUAUAGCAAGGACAAACGAGAAACAUUCGGAACCUGCUGCAGCAUAUAUAGAGGCACAACAAAUUAAAUCGAAGGAACAACAACUGCAGAUACAACAACUGCAGCUUAUGCGUCAAGCUCAGUUACAACGAAGGGACGGUGCUCACCCUUCACUCGGUGGUUCACUGAAUGCUGUUAAUUCUGAAGGAAUGCUAGUGCAACCAACAGCAACUGCUCUGGCAGCAAGAAUGUAUGAGGAGCGCAUGAAAAACCCUAAUGCAAUGGAUUCAGAGACAUCCCAGCCACUGCUUGAUGCAAGGGUGGCCCUCAUGAAACCAUCUACAAACCAUCCAGGACAGUUAGGAAACUCUGGAAGUGUGAAUGCAGCAUUACAGCAGAUGCAGGCCCGAGCUCAGCAGCCCACGGAUAUUAAACAAGAGGUUAAUAUUGGUGGUACUCAAAGGUCAUUACCUAUGGAUCCAUCUUCAGUUUAUGGGCCAGGGUUAAUGCAGUCAAAACCUGGAAUGGGAAACACAGGAUUGAACCCUGGACUCAAUGGUCUACCAUUGAAGGGAUGGCCUUUAGCUCAGGGUAUUGAGCAAAUGAGGCCAGGUUUAGGUGCACAGGUUCAAAAGCCUUUCCUUCAGAGUGCUAAUCAAUUUCAGCUCUUACCGCAGCAGCAGCAGCAGCAACUCUUGGCACAGGUCCAAGCACAAGGCAACCUUGGUAGUUCUCCUAUGUACAGUGACAUGGAUCCACAAAGAUUCCGAGGAUUACAAAGGAAUAGUUUAAAUACAAAAGAUGGUCAACCAAUUGCGAAUGAUGGAUCAAUUGGCUCACCCAUGCAGUCAACUUCAUCGAAGAUGAAUAUUCCACAAAUGCAACAGUCUUCUUCCCAACAGCAGGAUGGCUUACAUCCUCAGCAAGUACAACAGAACCGAAAAAGGAAGGGACCUUCAUCAUCUGGUGCUGCUAACAGUACUGGAACAGGGAAUACCCUUGGACCUAACUCCCAACCAUCAACUCCGUCAACUCACACUCCUGGUGAUGGAGCUGUUAUUGCCCCUAAUAUGCAGAAUGUUAAUAGCAUGCAAAAGGGUGGUUUAAUUAUGUAUGGGAAUGAUGGACCGGGAGGCCUUGCAUCAUCCACAAACCAGCUGGAGGACAUGGAACAUCUAGGAGAUAUUGGCUCCUUAGAUGAUAAUGUGGAAUCGUUUUUGUCACAUGAUGAUGGGGAUGGAAGGGAUUUGUUUGGCACGUUGAAGCGGAACCCUUCGGACCAUGCUGCAGAAAACUCAAAGGGUCCUUCUUUUAGUGAAGUUGGUUCCAUGCGUAAAAGCAACAGCAAAGUUGUGUGCUGUCAUUUCUCUUCGGAUGGAAAGUUAUUGGCAAGUGCCGGUCAUGACAAAAGGGUUGUUAUCUGGAACAUGGAGACAUUGCAAACUGAAACCACAUCAGAGGAGCACACUCUUAUCAUUACUGAUGUUCGUUUCAGACCCAAUUCAACUCAGCUAGCAACAUCUUCCUUUGAUACAACUAUUCGACUUUGGGACUCAGCACAACCGACUUAUAGUUUGCAUGCAUAUACUGGACAUAACGCGCAAGUGGCAUCCCUUGAUUUCCACCCUAAGAAGAAUGAGAUUUUCUGCUCUUGUGAUGCAAACAAUGAGAUUCGCUACUGGCACAUCAACCAGGGCUCUACCCACGUCUCCAAGGGUGGCUCUGCCUCUACCCAGGUAAGAUUUCAGCCAAGAAUAGGGCAACUUCUGGCUGCAGCAUCAGAUAGCGUGGUUUCUAUCAUUGAUUUCGAGUCAGACAGGCCAACACUCUCAUUAAAGGGUCACUCAUCAGAGGUACAUUCUGUUUGUUGGGAUACAAAUGGAGAUUAUUUAGCAUCUGUUAGUCGAGAUUCCGUCAGAGUUUGGUCGAUCGCUUCGGGAGAAUGCAUUCACGAGCUCAGUUCCAGUGGAAAUAUGUUCAAUUCUUGCGUUUUUCAUCCAAGCUAUUCCUCACUCUUGGUUCUCGGCGGUUACCAGUCAUUGGAGCUGUGGAACAUGGCUGAGAACAAGUGUAUGACAAUGCCCGCGCACGAAUGCGUGAUUUCAUCGUUGGCUCAAUCACCAGUAACAGGAAUGGUCGCAUCGGCGAGCCACGACAAAUCUGUCAAGAUAUGGAAGUAAGAACACAACUUCUCUGGCAUUAGUUGAGUCAUUUCUGAUUAUACAUAAGUCUAGUAGCUUUUUUCUUUUCCAUUUUUCUCAAAACUGCAGCUAAAAGGCUGAAAAUGGAAUUUUUAAAAGUUGAAAAAAAAAAAAAAAAGUAGAGAAAGAAGAAGAAGAGCUAUUUGCUGUAUUCAAAAUUUACCUUCCAUUUUUCUUCAUCAUUUAGCGUUAUUGUGGAUAAUAAGCGGUGUGGUGUUUUUCCCC